AUGGAUGUUGUUCCUUCGGCGGAAAACAAGCUUGAUAAAUUUUACCAGACCAGUAUUAAUGAAGCACUGUUUGCCACUGUUUUGCAGGAGUACGAAAUUGAUAUUAUUAUCAAUGCCGCUGGAAAGGCUUCGUUCUCUAAUCAGCAUGCAGCCAUUGAUCUGCUGGUUUAUACCGAAGACCAGGCAGAUCUUUUUGCCGACAUUACUGCUGAUAUUGAUACAAUACAUGUGUACAACAGUAUUAUUGCUGCUGUAGAUCCAUUGCAGUUUCCCGAUCCUUUGAUGGAAGUCCGGGAUGCUUAUUCUAUACCGCCUGACUAUUUUAUGGUAUCAAAUUUACUGGCACCCACGAAGAAUCUGGAAGUGGUUAUUAUGGCACUGGGUAAGCUUAAAAGAAAAGGCCUGUCAAUACCAGUUGUGCUAAUUAGCCAGGAGAAUGUACGGGAGGAAGUGAUUAUGCUGGGACUUAUACCCAGGAUCAGGCAGAAGCAAUUGCUGGCAAACGCUGUUGCCAUUAUUCAGCCGUCGCGUUUUGAAGGAUGGAACACGCUGGUGGAAGAGGCUAAAUGGAUGAACAAGGAAAUUAUUCUGUCAGAUAUUCCUGUUCAUCUUGAGCAGGCAGCCCCAUUGGCGGUUUAUUUUAAAGACAAUGAUGCUGAUGACCUGGCAGCCAGGCUGCAAGCGGCUUAUACAGGUGCCGGGGCUAAACCAGAAAAAAAGAGUGUUGCCGUAUCGCAGGCCUACCUGGAAAACAUAAACCGUUUUGCAAGUCAUUUUAUGCAUACAUCUUUGGGUGAGUAA
Ostertagia ostertagi is the source of this 801-nucleotide messenger RNA. The record is from the annotation of a GenBank genome assembly. NCBI's taxonomy places the organism in Eukaryota, Metazoa, Nematoda, Chromadorea, Rhabditida, Trichostrongylidae.